GCUAGACAAUCCCCUUUCAUUCUAUUUGAAGAGUGUGAUCUGUUUUUUCACAGGCGCACCUUGUCCCCUCCUCAAAUUUUUACCCACACUCCGCGCAGUAGCCGGCUACUAUUCGCGGUUGUAUAUUUUGUUUGUUGUAAAGGGAGAACCUACGAACGUGUAGACACUUCAACGAAGUUACUUUUCGGCACAAGACUUUCGGCGCCCACUGAAGUUGACUUGCUAAUUUUUCUUUUCAUCUUGGGACAUGACCGCAAUGGCUUCCCCGGCUUCCUCUGCUCUUCUCCCGUCCGCUCCCGUCGGCCACCAUCCGCCCCCGAUCUCCACCUCUCCGGCCAACAACUCUCCGCCACCUGCGGCCACCUCCACCUCCUCUUCCCCGACACCUCCCGCCGUGGCGCACCCGGCGCUGCUUCACCCCUUCAGACCCGAUCUCCUACUCCCACUCCCGAACGGCGGGACCACAUCGAUCAACGCCAUCAAAAAGACCAGCGUCGUCCCGACGAUCAGCGCGGGCAAACCCGCGUACGCCACCCCGUCGCCGGUGGAGAACACGCCACAGAACAACGAGUGCAAACUGGUGGAGGUGAAAGGUGCCAAGCUGGCCUCUUUCACGGUGAAAGACGCCGAGCUGAUUUGCCUGCCCCAGGCGUUCGACCUGUUCCUCAAGCACCUGGUCGGGGGGCUCCACACGGUGUACACCAAGCUCAAGCGACUGGACAUAACCCCGGUGGUGUGCAACGUGGAGCAGGUCCGUGUGCUCCGCGGGCUCGGGGCGAUCCAGCCAGGGGUGAACCGCUGUAAACUCAUCUCCAUCAAGGACUUCGAGGUACUCUACAACGACUGUACCAACGCAAGCUCGAGGCCUGGCCGACCGCCGAAGAGGCUCCAGAGUGUGACAUCUUCAGAGUGCGGCUCCCACAUGGUGUCUCACAGUGGGCUUAUGUCUGCUGGUAUGAUGCCCCCUGCAGGUCUCUCUGCUCUGGCCAAGAAGAUCAAGUUGGAGGUGAUGAGUGGUUACCAUGGCAGCCAGCGGCAUGGAGGCCCAAACGGAGAGAAUGGUGAUCACAACCCCGGUCUAGGUCUGGAUCAGCUGCCCUUCAUGAUGAUCUCACAUCCACUGAUACCCGCUAGCCUGGGGCAGGCCUCCGUUUCCAUGGCGAUGGGCCAGAUGAACCGACUCAGCACGUUGGCCAGCAUGGCCAACGCGGCGCAGCUCCACCACCAUGCCAGCCACCAGGCCAGCCACCAGGCCAGCUUGCAGGCCCGCCUCCCGGCCUCCGUCAUCAAGGAGCGAGUCCGGGACAGCCCCUCCCCUUCUGCCUCAUUGGACGACGCCCAGGUGUCUUCCAAUCAGGACAGCAGCGUGUCGAGCUCACCGAUACACAUGGACCGCACCGGAGACGCCACACACCUCCACUUUGAUGGACUGUCAGCCAACCUGAGUGUGUUGGGCCACUCCCCCGGUCUGGGCCCCGGGUCCAGAGGUACGGACCUGGCAGCACUAGAGUACAGCUUCAAGGACAGCAAACGGAACCAGGCCGAACGCGACCCGGGUUCCAUGACGAACGUGACAGGCAGGGAGGACAGACAGAGCUACCAGGCCCAGCGGCUGGUGCUGGGGGGCUGUGAGAGGGCCGUGUACCCCAGUGGACAGAAGUUCCAGGCGGGCCUCAACGCUCCCUUCAUCUUCCCGGAAGGACUGUCCUCCAUAGAGACCCUGCUCACCAACAUCCAGCAGGGUCUGCUGAGAGUUGCCAUAGAGAACGCCCGAGCCCAGGAGAAGCAGGACCAGCUGGAGCGGACGGAGCUGAAGAUGGAGCUGGUGCGAGAGCGGGAGCUCAGGGAGACCCUGGAGAGACAGCUCAGCGUGGAGCAGAAGAACCGAGUGCUGAUUCAAAAACGCUUGAAGAAGGAGAAGAGGAGUAAGAGGAGGCUUCAGGAGGCCCUGGAGGAGGAGGUGAAGCUCCGCGACCAGGCCGAGACCAGCCUGAUGCACGCCGGAGACACCCCCACAGAUUUACUGACCCAGGAAGUAGAUGGUAGUAACCAUGACGACAACAGGCUGGACUCCAAUGCAAUGGUACACGGUACAGAUAGCCGAGUGUUCCUGCAUGCUACUGGCAUGUACUGAAGGCCAGACCUGGGUGGAUGGACGGACGGGCGGAUGGAUGUGGGGGCAGACGGAUGGAAGGAUGGAUGCACGGGGAGACGACGGACACGGGCGUGGCUGGAGGGACGGACGGAAGUGUGGAUGGAUGUGUGGGUAGAAGGGUGGACGGAUGGGUGGGUGGGUGGAGGGAGGGACGGCUGGAUACAUGGCUGGCUGGAAGGAGGGCGGACAGAUGUACGCGGGGGUGGACAGAUAGAAGAAGAGGAAGAAAACGGAGAGACACAAGCGCUGGGACAGAGGGAAGAAGGAAGACGCAUCAAUUGUGAGAUGCCAGAGACAUUCCCGGGCCAUGUCACCCGGUGUUUAGCCCCCCCCUCCACCUCCAGCCGUCUGCGUGUCCCCCCCCCCCCCCCCCCCACCCAGGACCCUGCCGUCUGAGCCCAGUGGAGAGAGCUGUGUUAUAAAAUGGUUAUUUGAUCUUUUUCAUAUUGUCCAGUUUAAUUUAUUGCACCUAUCAACAGAUAUCUUGGCUCUAUUUGAAAAGUAUUUCUUUAUUUCAGAAGUGUUUUGACUUGUGCUUUAUUUUUUCUCUUUAAGUUUUCUUUAUAGAUUGUAGAAGAAGAUUUCACCAUAGUUGUUUUUUCUUUUGUUUCUGUCUUCUUGUCAGUGAUGUAUAUCUAAACACAAGUGGAUAUAAAUAUAUAUUCCCCAUUUUUUGACAUCAUCAUCAGAAACACGAUGGCAUGUUGUACAGCCCAUAAACGCCUUGUAAUGUGCUUGGUAUGCAGUAGUGCAGUUUGACAAUACAAUACAAACCCUUUUUAUUAAGAUGUCUGAGUCUUUCUUUAUGCAUUUCACGCGGACAACCUGUUAUUAGGUUUUCAAUGCUUUGUUAAUCAGACUUUGAGAGACUUUGCAUAGACAAGCUUUACCUUCGACGUGUGUGGGGAUUUGAUGUGGGUGUUCGUGUGUCCUAUUGGCAAGGAUAAUAAUUACAUUGUAACUUUCUCUUUUUACAGAUGACAUAUUAUCGUCCUAGCAGUUGUUUUGAAUGACCAGAUUUUUUUUAGGAAUCUGAUGUGUGUGCUAGUGGGUGGGCUUUUUUUUCAUGCGUCUACUUGUUUUUGUGUGUGUGUGUGUGUGUGUGGGCGCAUGGUUUUAAUGUGUGUAUGUCUGUGUGUUUGGUUUUUAUGUGUGGGUGUGUGUACAUUGUGCACUUGUCUAAAUAUGUGUGUGCCUUUGUUAAUUUGUAAGUGUCUAUGCUGGGGAUGCCUAUUUGUGUGUGUGUUAGUGUGCGGGUGUGUGUUGGGGGUGGGUAUGCAUGUGCCUGUGCAUUUGUAAUCAUGUGUGAGAGAAAGGAUUAAGCCAAGCCAUUGAUUCUUGCUCCAUUUCCAAAAACCCACACGUAGGUAUUGACAGACACCAUGAUAAAGGGAGUUUGUUCGCUGUGGCUGAAAUAUGUUGACAGAGCACUAUCUGUUGGUCCGCAACAUUUUAUUUAAUCAUGUCCCCCCAUUGGACGAAAAACGAAGGGCACAUUCUUAGGGUGGAAGUCUUUAAUGGUGACAUUUUGUUGAGCUUCACAGAUGAAGGUGAAAGUAAAAUGGUAAUAAAGGUGAGAUGAAAAACAUGAA
Molecule: messenger RNA, 3747 nt
Organism: Gadus morhua (Atlantic cod)
Lineage: Eukaryota; Metazoa; Chordata; Actinopteri; Gadiformes; Gadidae
Gene: dachc
Product: dachshund c
Exons: 11
Coding region: 248-2134 (628 amino acids)
Biological process (GO): regulation of transcription by RNA polymerase II
Cellular component (GO): nucleus; transcription regulator complex
Molecular function (GO): DNA-binding transcription factor activity, RNA polymerase II-specific; RNA polymerase II cis-regulatory region sequence-specific DNA binding
Source: RefSeq, a predicted model, not a curated record